Coniosporium apollinis CBS 100218 is the source of this 807-nucleotide messenger RNA. Its product is annotated as proteasome subunit alpha type-4. NCBI's taxonomy places the organism in Eukaryota, Fungi, Ascomycota, Dothideomycetes. Gene Ontology annotation, biological process: ubiquitin-dependent protein catabolic process. Gene Ontology annotation, cellular component: nucleus; proteasome core complex; cytosol. The coding region runs from base 1 to 807 and encodes 268 amino acids. The transcript has 4 exons. The record is from RefSeq and is a predicted model, not a curated record.
AUGUCGAGGAGAUACGACUCAAGGACGACCAUCUUCUCUCCAGAAGGGCGUCUGUACCAAGUCGAGUAUGCUCUGGAGGCCAUAUCGCAUGCCGGAACAGCUCUGGGAAUCCUAGCACAAGAUGGAAUUGUCCUUGCAGCAGAGCGUAAAGUCACGAGCAAGCUAUUAGAGCAGGAUACCUCAGCAGAGAAACUCUAUAUCCUGAACGACAACAUGAUUUGUGCCGUAGCAGGCAUGACCGCCGACGCCAACAUCCUGAUUAACUACGCUCGUCAAGCCGCUCAACGCUACCUCCUUACCUACAACGAAGACAUUCCCUGCGAGCAGCUCGUCCGACGUCUAUGCGAUUUGAAGCAGGGCUACACGCAACACGGUGGUCUCAGGCCCUUCGGCGUGUCCUUCAUCUACGCUGGCUACGAUCCGCAGCGACAAUUCCAGUUGUACCAGAGCAACCCAAGCGGCAACUACGGCGGGUGGAAGGCGACUAGCGUAGGAGCCAACAACGCGAGCGCGCAGAGCUUAUUGAAGCAAGACUACAAGGAGGAAUGUGACUUGAAGGAGGCGUGUGGGUUGGCGGUUAAGGUGCUCAGCAAGACGAUGGAUUCGACGAAGUUAAGCAGUGAGAAGAUUGAGUUCGCUACGGUCGGCCGGACGAAAACAGGAAAGGUCUACCAUCAUCUGUGGGGUGCGGACGAGAUCGAUGCGCUGCUCAGGGAGCAUGGCCUGGCAAAGGCGCAGGAUGCGGAGGAGACUACCGAAAGUGCCAUGGGCAACGCAGGCUAUGCGGAGAACCGACCGGAAACCUAG